This is a messenger RNA of Symbiodinium sp. CCMP2592, 6462 nucleotides long. NCBI's taxonomy places the organism in Eukaryota, Dinophyceae, Suessiales, Symbiodiniaceae. The record is from the annotation of a GenBank genome assembly.
GUUGCAGAGGAUCCCAAGAAGAAGAAGCAAAGGCAAAGUAGCCCGGAGAGAAAGGCUGUAGAGGAUCCCAAGAAAAAGAAGCAAAGGCAAAGUAGCCUGGAGAGAAAGGCCGCAGAAGAUCCCAAGAUGAAGCAGAAGCAAAGGCAAAGUAGCCCGGAGAGAAAGGCUGCAGAGGAUCCCAAGAAGAAGAAGAAGCAAAGGCAAAAUAGCCCGCAGAGAAAGGCUACAGGGGAUCCCAAGAAGAAGAAGCAAAGGCUAAGUAGAAAGAUUACAGAGGAUCCCAAGAAGAAGAAGAAGCAAAGACAAAGUAGCCCGGAAAGAAGGACUGCAGAGGAUUCCAAGAAGAAGAAGAAGAAGCAAAGGCAACCUAGCCCGGAGAAAAAGGCUGCAGAGGAUCCCAAGAAGAAGAAGAAGCAAAGGCAAAGUAGAAAGGUUGCAGAGGAGCCCAAGAAGAAGAAGCAAAGGCAAAGUAGCCCGGAGAGAAAGGCUGCAGAAGAUCCCAAGAAGAAGAAGAAGCAAAGACAAAAUAGCGAGGAGAGAAAGGCUGCAGAGGAUCCCAAGAAGAACAAGAAGCAAAGGCAAAAUAGCCUGGAGAGAGAGGCUGCAGAGGAUCCCAAGAAGAAGAAGAAGAGGAAGCAGAGGCAAAAUAGCCCGGAGAGAAAGGCUGCAGAAGAUCGCAAGAAGACGAAGAAGCAAAGACAAAGUAGCCCGGAGAGAAAGACUGCAGAGGAUCCCAAGAAGAAGAAGAAAAGGCAAAAUAGUCCGGAGAGAAAGGUUGCAGAGGAUCCCAAGAAGAAGAAGAAGCAAAGGCAAAGUAGCCCGGAGAGAAAGGCUGUAGAGGAUCCCAAGAAGAAGAAGAAACAAAGGCAAAGAAGCCCGGAGAGAAAGGCUGCAAAGGAUCCCAAGAAGAAGAAGAAGCAAAGGCAAAGUAGUCCGGAGAGAAAGGCUGCAGAGGAUCCCAAGAAGAAGAAGAAGCAAAGGCAAAGUAGCCCGGAGAGAAAGGUUGUAGAGUAUCCCAAGAAGAACAAGAAGAAGAAGAAGAAGCAAAGGCAAAGUGGCCCGGCUGCAGAGGAUCCCAAGAAGAAGAAGCAAAGGCAAAGUAGCCCGGAGAGAAAAGAUGCAGAGGAUCCCAAGAAGAAGAAGAAGAAGCAAAGGAAAAAUAGUCCGGAGAGAAAGGCUGCAGAGGAUCCCAAGAAGCAGAAGAAGAAGAAGCAAAGGCAAAGUAGCCCGGAGAGAAAGGCUGCAGAGGAUCCCAAGAAGAAGAAGAAGCAAAGACAAAGUAGCCCGGAGAGAAAGCCUGUAGAGGAUCCCAAGAAGAAGAAGGAAGCAAAGGUUGCAGAGGAUCCCAAGAAGAAGAAGCAAAAGCAAAGUAGUUCGGAGAGAAAGGCUGCAGAGGAUCCCAAGAAGAAGAAGAAGCAAAGGCAAUACAGUCCGGAGAGAAAGGAUGCAGAGGAUCCCAAGAAGAAAAAGCAAAGACAAAGUAGCCCGGAGAGAAAGGCUGCAGAGGAUCGCAAGAAGAAGAAGAAGCAAAAACAAAGAAGCCCGGAGAGAAAAGCUGCAGAGGAUCCCAAGAAGAAGAAGAAACAAAGGCAACGUAGCCCGGAGAGAAAGGCUGCAGAGGAUCCUAAAAAGAAGAAGAAGCAAAGGCAAAAUAUUGGUAGCCCAGAGAGAAAGGCUGCAUUGGAUCCCAAGAAGAAGAACCAAAGGCAAAAGAGCCCGGAGAGAAAGGAUAGAGAGGAUCCCAAGAAGCAGAAGCAAAGGCAAAGUAGCCCGCAGAGAAAGGCUGCAGAGGAUCCCAAGAAGAAGAAGAAGAAGAAAAAGAAGAAGAAGAAGAAGAAACAAAGGCAAAAUAGCCCGGAGGGAAAGGCUGCAGAGGAUCCCAAGAAGAAGAAGUCAAGGCAAAGUAGCCCGGAGAGAAAGGCUGCAGAGGAUCCCAAGAAGAAGAAGAAGCAAAGACAAAGUAGCCCGGAGAGAAAGAUUGCAGAGGAUCCCAAGAAGAAGAAGAAGCAAAGGCAACGUAGCCCGGAGAGAAAGGCUGCAGAGGAUCCCAAGAAGAAGACGAAGCAAAGGCAAAGUAGCCCGGAGAGAAAGACUGCAGAGGAUCCCAAGAAGAAGAAGAAACAAAGGCAAAGUAGCCCGGAGAGAAAGGCUGCAGAGGAUCCCAAGAAGAAGAAGAAGCAAAGGCAAAAUAGCCCGCAGAGAAAGACUGCAGAGGAUCCCAAGAAGAAGAAGAAGCAAAGGCAAAGUAGCCCGGAGAGAAAGGCUGCAGAGGAUCCCAAGGAGAAGAAGAAGCAAAGGCAAAGUAGUCAGGAGAGAAAAGCUACAGAGGCUUCCAACAAGAAGAAGAAGCAAAGGCAAAGUAGCCCGGAGAGAAAGACUACAGAGGAUCCCAAGAAGAAGAAGAAGAAGCAAAGGCAAAAUAGUCCGGAGAGAAAAGCGGCAGAAGAUCCCAAGAUGAAGCAGAAGCAAAGGCAAAGUAGCCCGGAGAGAAAGGCUGCAGAGGAUCCCAAGAAGAAGAAGAAGCAAAGGCAAAAUAGCCCGCAGAGAAAGGCUACAGGGGAUCCCAAGAAGAAGAAGCAAAAGCUAAGUAGAAAGAUUGCAGAGGAUCCCAAGAAGAAGAAGAAGCAAAGACAAAGUAGCCCGGAAAGAACGACUGCAGAGGCUGCAGAGGAUCCCAAGAAGAAGAAGAAGCAAAGGCAAAGGAGAAAGGUUGCAGAGGAGCCCAAGAAGAAGAAGCAAAGGCAAAGUAGCCCGGAGAGAAAGGCUGCAGAAGAUCCCAAGAAGAAGAAGCAAAGACAAAAUAGCGAGGAGAGAAAGGCUGCAGAGGAUCCCAAGAAGAACAAGAAGCAAAGACAAAAUAGCCUGGAGAGAAAGGCUGCAGAGGAUCCCAAGAAGAAGAAGAGGAAGCAGAGGCAAAAUAGCCCGGAGAGAAAGGCUGCAGAAGAUCGCAAGAAGACGAAGAAGCAAAGACAAAGUAGCCCGGAGAGAAAGACUGCAGAGGAUCCCAAGAAGAAGAAGAAAAAGCAAAAUAGUCCGGAGAGAAAGGCUGCAGAGGAUCCCAAGAAGAAGAAGGAGAGAAAGGCUAUAGAGGAUCCCAAGAAGAAGAAGCAAAGGAAAAGUAGCCCGGAGAGAAAGGCUAUAGAAGAUCCCAAGAGGAAGAAGAAGAAGCAAAGGCAAAGUAGCGCGGAGAGAAAGGCUGCAGAGGAUCCCAAGAAGAAGAAGAAGCAAAGGCAAAAUAGCCCGGAGAGAAAGGCUACAGAGGAUCCCAAGAAGAAGAAGCAAAGGCAAAGUAGCCCGGAGAGAAAGGUUGCAGAGGAUUUCAAGAAGAAGAAGCAAAGGCAAAGUAGUCCGGAGAGAAAGGCUGCAGAGGAUCCCAAGAAGAAGAAGAAGAAGCAAAGGCAAAAAAGGCCGGAGAGAAAGGCUGCAGAGGAUCCCAAGAAGAAGAAGCAAAGGCAAAGUAGCCCGGAGAGAAAGGCGGCAGAGGAUCCCAAGAAGCAGAAGAAGAAGAAGAAGCAAAGGCAAAAUAACGCGGAGAGAAAGGCUAUAGAGGAUCCCAAGAAGAAGAAGCAAAGGCAAAGUAGCCCGAAGAGAAAGGCUGCAGAUGAUCCCAAGAAGAAGAAGAACAAAAGGCAAAGGGGAUCCAAGAAGAAGAAGCAAAGUCAAAGUAGCCCGGAGAGAAAGGCUGCAGAGGAUCCCAAGAAGAAGAAGAAGCAAAGGCAAAGUAGCCCGGAGAGAAAGGUUGCAGAGGAUCCCAAGAAGAAGAAGAAGCAGAAAAGGCAAAGUAGCCCGGAGAGAAAGGUUGCAGAGGAUCCCAAGAAGAAGAAGAAGCAGAAAAGGCAAGGUAGCCCGGAGAGAAACGCUGCAGAGGCAAAGUGGCCCGGAGAGAAAGGUGCAGAGGAUCCCAAGAAAAAGAAGAAGAAGCAAAGGCAAAAAAGUUCGGAGAGAAAGGCUGCAGAGGAUCCCAAGAAGAAGAAGAAGCAAAGGCAAAGUAGCCCGGAGAGAAAGGCUGCAGAGGACCCCAAGAAGAAGAAGAAGCAAAGGCAAAGUAGUCCGGAGAGAAAGGCUGCAGAGGAUCCCAAGAAGAAGAAUAAGCAAAGACAAAGUAGCCCGGAGAGAAAGGUUGCAGAGGAUCCCAAAAAGAAGAAGAAGCAAAGGCAACGUAGCCCGGAGAGAAAGGCUGCAGAGGAUUCCAAGAAGAAUAAAAAGCAAAGUAGCCAGGAGAGAAAGGCUGCAGAGGAUCCCAAGAAGAAGAAGAAGCAAAGGCAAAAUAGCCCGGACAGAAAGGCUAUAGAGGAUCCCAAGAAGAAGAAGCAAAGGCAAAGUAGCCCGGAGAGAAUGGUUGCAGAGGAUCCCAAAAAGAAGAACAAAAAAAAGAAGAAGAAGAAGAAGCAAAGGCAAAGUAGCCCGGAGAGAAAGGCUGCAGAGGAUCCCAAGAAGAAGAAGCCAAGGCAAAAUAGCCCGGAGAGAAAGGCUGCAGAGGAUCCCAAGAAGAAGAAGAAGCAAAGGCAAAAAAGCCCGGAGAGAAAGACUACAGAUGAUCCCAAGAAGAAGAAGCAAAGGCAAACUAGCCCGGAGAGAAAGGUUGCAGAGGAUCCCAAAAAGAAGAAGAAAAAGAAGAAGAAGAAGAAGCAAAGGCAAAGUAGCCCGGAGAGAAAGGCUGCAGAGGACCCCAAGAAGAAGAAGCUAAGGCAAAGUAGCCCGGAGAGAAAGGCUGCAGAGGAUCCCAAGAAGAAGAAGAAGAAGCAAAGGCAAAGUAACCCGGAGAGAAAGGCUAUAGAGGGUCCCAAAAAGAAGAAGAAGGCUGCAGAGGAUCCCAAGAAGAAGAAGAAGCAAAGGCAAAGUAGCCCGGAGAGAAAGGCUGCAGAGGAUCCCAAGAAGAAGAAGCAAAGGCAAAGUAGUCCGGAGAGAAAGGCUGCAGAGGAUCCCAAGAAGAAGAAGAAGAAGCAAAGGCAAAUAGCUGCAGAGGAUCCCAAGAAGAAGAAGCAAAGGCAAAGUAGCCAGGAGAGAAAGGCUGCAGAGGAUCCCAAGAAGAAGAAGGAAGCAAAGGCUGCAGAAGAUCCCAAGAAGAAGAAGCAAAGGCAAAGUAGCCCGGAGAGAAAGGCUGUAGAGGAUCCCAAGAAGAAGAAGAAGCAAAGGCAAAGAAGCCCGGAGAGAAAGACUACAGAGGAUCCCAAGAAGAAGAAGAAGCAAAGGCAAAGAAGCCCGGAGAGGAGAAAGGCUGCGGAGGAUCCCAAAAAGAAGAAGAAGCGAAGGCAAAGCAGCCCGGAGAGAAAGACUACAGAGGAUCCCAAGAAGAACAAGAAGCAAAGGCAAAGUAGUACGGAGAGAAAGGCUGCAGAGGAUCCCAAGAAGAAGAAGAAGCAAAGGAAAAGUAGCCCGGAGAGAAAGGCUGCAGAGGAUCCCAAGAAGAAGAAGAAAGAAGAGGAAAGAAAUGCAAGAGGAUCCCAAGAAGAGAAGAAGCAAAGGCAAAGUAGCCCGGAGAGAAAGGCUGCAGAGGAUCCCAAGAAGAAGACGAAGAAGCAAAGGCAAAGUAUUGAUAGCCCGGAGAGAAAGGCUGCAGAGGAUCCCAAGAAGAAGAAGCAGAGGCAAAAUAGCCCGGAGAGAAAGGCUGCAGAGGACCCCAAGAAGAAGAAGAAGAAGCAAAGGCAAAGUAGAAAGGUUGCAGAGGAUCCCAAGAAGAAGAAGAAGCAAAGACAAAGCAGCUCGGAAAGAACGGCUGCAGAGGAUUCCAAGAAGAAGAACAAGAAGCAAAGGCAAAUUAGCUUGGAGAGAAAGGCUGCAGAGGAUCCCAAGAAGAAGAAGAAGAAGCAAAGGCAAAGUAGAAAGGUUGCAGAGGAUCCCAAGAAGAAGAAGAAGAAGCAAAGGCAAAGUAGCCCGGAGAGAAAGGCUGCAGAAGAUCCCAAGAAGAAGAAGAAGCAAAGGCAAAGUAGUCCGGAGAGAAAGGUUGCAGAGGAUCCCAAAAAGAAGAAGAAGCAAAGGCAAAGUAGCCCGGAGAGAAAGGCUGCAGAAGAUCGCAAGAAGAAGAAAAAGAAGCAAAGGCAAAGUAGCCCGGAGAGAAAGGCUGCAGAAGAUCCCAAGAAAAAGAAGAAGAAGAAGCAAAGGCAAACUAGCCCGGAGAGAAAGGCUGCAGAGGAUCCCAAGAAGAAGAAGAAGCAAAGGCAAAGUAGCCCGGCUGCAGAGGAUCCCAAGAAGAAGAAGCAAAGCCAAAGUAGCCCGGAGAGAAAGGCUGCAGAGGAUCCCAAGAAGAAGAAGAAGAAGCAAAGGCAAAGGAGCCCAGAGAGAAAGGCUGCAGAGGAUCCCAAGAAGAAGAAGCAAAGGCAAAGUAGCCCGGAGAGAAAGGCUGCAGAGGAUCCCAAGAAGAAGAAGAAGCAAAGGCAAAAUAGCCCGGAAAGAAAGGCUGCAGAGGAUCCCAAGAAGAAGAAGAAGCAAACACAAAUAUGCCCGGAGAGAAAGGCUGCAGAG